Molecule: messenger RNA, 921 nt
Organism: Cuscuta europaea
Lineage: Eukaryota; Viridiplantae; Streptophyta; Magnoliopsida; Solanales; Convolvulaceae
Source: the annotation of a GenBank genome assembly
UUCCAGCCGAACCCGCAGUUAGACCAUGGCCCAAAGUCUCAUCAUCCCAAAUCCAACUCCAAGAAUGCAGCGCGCAGGGGAAGAGGCAGCAGACUAGCAGUUUCGGCAAAACCCCUAAUCCCAACCUCAGCUCAGCACUUGGACGGCGCACGGCGGUUCAGGCGCUCAGCACUUGGACAGUUGGACGGCGCACGGCGGUUUGCCGGUUUGGACUGCUUCACUGCUUUGUUUCUGGCUUUCUGCAAUUCUGCUCUUGGGUGGUAAACUGGGACUCUGGAGCUGCGGCCUGCGGAACUACCUAACGGCACUUGAAAUCAAAGCAAAUGCUGUAUAUUAUAGGAUUGGGCUUAGGGGAUGAGAAAGACAUCACGUUGAAAGGACUUGAAGCAGUGAAGAAGUGCAACAAAAUUUACAUGGAAGCCUACACUUCUCUUCUCUCUUUUGGCCUCUCUUCCGAUGGCCUUUCUGCUCUGGAAAACAUAUAUGGGAAACCGAUUACCCUCGCUGACCGAGAAGUUGUUGAGGAGAAGGUUGAUGUCAUACUCUUCGAAGCCCAGUCCACUGAUAUUGGUUUCCUUGUAGUUGGAGACCCUUUUGGAGCAACUACCCAUAGUGAUCUUGUUGUAAGAGCAAAAAAGUUGGGGGUGGAUGUAAAGGUUGUGCAUAAUGCAUCGGUGAUGAACGCUGUUGGGGUUUGUGGUUUACAACUGUAUCGAUAUGGUGAGACAAUCUCCAUUCCUUUUUUCACAGAAACUUGGAGGCCUGACAGUUUCUAUGAGAAAAUUCGUGAAAAUCGAAGGCUUGGGUUGCACACUCUCUGCUUACUGGAUAUACGAGUGAAGGAACCUUCGUUGGAAUCUCUGGCUAGGGGUAAAAAGAUUUAUGAACCACCACGGUAUAUGACAAUAAACACUGCCAUUG